Molecule: messenger RNA, 5789 nt
Organism: Caenorhabditis angaria
Lineage: Eukaryota; Metazoa; Nematoda; Chromadorea; Rhabditida; Rhabditidae
Source: the annotation of a GenBank genome assembly
AUGGAUUUUCACGGUGAAAUCGAACGAAAUAUGCUGGAAAAUGAGGUAAGAUUGAUUUUCAACCAUUUUUUAAAUUUAAUAGCGAAGAAAAUUCGAUGAAAUCACUGAAAAUCUAGAUUUUGUUGAAAAUUCUGUUUUCAAAGCAAAAAAAUCGGUUUUGAGAGCUCAAUUUUCUCCAAAAUCUCGAAAAUUUCCUUUAAAAGUGUUAUUCACAUUUCACGCCUUUUCAAAAAUAAAAAAAUCUAAAAAUAAUUGUUUUUCCCCAGAAAAAUACGUGUCCUAAAAACCAGCCACGUAUUCACCAAAAAAAACCAAAAAUCCAAAAAAACCCGCUCAUUUUUCUAUAUCCCAACUCAACCAAACGGUUUCAAACCAGAUAGAUUUAUCAAAUUUUAUUCUUAUCAAAAAAAAAAGAGCCGAAGGAGCCAAAAAUCAAUAAUAUAGUCAAAAAUGAGCAAAGAACAACAAGAUCGUGGAAGAUCGGUGAUGGGUGAAAUUGUUUCAGCCGACACAAUUUCGGUUGGUAUAACUACACCAACAAGUCACGAGGAGCAGGAUUGGUAUCACGGACUUUUGCCGAGAGCUGAUAUUAAUUCGUGGGUUUUUUAAGCAAUGUUGUUGGACGCGUCGCGGUCACGCGCUGCGUGUCUUCUAAAAUUCUUUCAUUCACGCAAAAAUGCACAAAAGUUCUCUUUUGGCAGCUUUCCAAUUUCCAAGCAACUGCAGCAAAGUUGCUCUAUUGCACAAUCAGUUUUUCUUGGGACGCGUUGCGGUCAUGCGAUGCGUGUUUUCUCGAAGAAUGAAACACGCAUCGCGUGACCGCAACGCGUCCCGGAUUUCGAUAGAAAAAUGAUUGUGCAAUAGAGCAACUUUGCUGCAGUUGCUUGGAAAUUGGAGAGCUUCUUCAGACGACACGCAGCGCGUGACCGCAACGCGUUGAUGUUUUUGGCGGCAAAUUUGAAAAUCUGAUUUUCUGCACUAAAAAUUAACCAAAAGAUGGUUAAAAUUGAAAAAUUGUGAAAAAAUCAUGGAGAAAUGGAAAAUUUCUGAAUUUUCACCCAAAAUUCUCCAAUUUUUUUCCAGAAUCCUGAUAAAUGAUGGCGAUUUCAUUGUCCGAAAAUCACACCGAAACACGGAAAAAGACAAGGAAAAAGACAGUGUUCAACUGGUUUUAUCAGCAAAAUACAAAGGAAAAUGUCAUCAUUGGCAAAUUGCUGAAAACAAGGAUGGAAGUGUGAUUUUGGAUGAGAAGAAAUUUGCAAAUGUUUGUGAUAUGAUAAAUCAAUUGAGAUCGAAGAAGUUGCCAGUUUCAGCAAAUUGUCCAGCAAUUUUGAUAAAUCCGAUUAUGAAACAGGAUUGGGAAUUGAGACAUGAUCAAAUUUGUUUGGAGAAAAUGUUGGGUGAAGGAGCUUUUGGUGGGGUUUAUAAGGCAGUUUUUUGUUUGAAAUCAAAGAAAUUGGCGGUGGCUGUGAAGGUGAGUCGGAAACACAAAAAAUCGAUAGUUCUAUAGAGCGAACUUUCAUUUUCCAUUCAAAAUCACAUACGUAAAAUAAUAAAAAAAUCAAAAAUUAUAUUUCUUCAGAGGAAUUUUUGAAACAGUAAUUUUUUUGAAAAAUUUAAUUUUUUAAAUCUAAUAAAUUUUAUAGUUUUCAAGAAAUUCGAAAAUUGCCUAAAAAUGCGAUAGUUCAUUAGAGUGCACUUGCAUUUUCCGCUCAAAAUUUUGAAAAUAUGGGAUUACUAAAGCAGUUCUAAUUUUCAGUGAAAAAUUUUGUACAAUUUUUGAAACAGGGGAUUUUUUCCAGUAAAAAAUUUUCAAAAAUAAUACAUUUUUAAUUUUUUUAUUUUUUGAAACAGUGAUUUUUUUUCGAAAAAAAAUUGAAUAAAAUUCAGAUUUUCUUUAAAUUUUGUAAAUUUUAAAGGAAAACGCCUUGAUCAUCAAAAAGAAAAUGUUUCCGAAGUUUUCAAAAAUUUCUGAAACAGUAUUUUUUUUCAAAAAAAAAAUUGAAUAAAAUUCAGUUUUUCUGUUAAUUUUGUAGAUUUACACGAGAACGCCUUGGAAUCAAAAAGAAAAUUUUUUCUCAGUUUUCAAAAAUUUUUGAAACAGUGAUUUUUUCUGAUUACAAAAUUCAAAAAUUUCAGAUUUAGAAGCUUAAAAAGCCCGAAAAAUGCAUUUGUUUUCGCAUUUUUGAUAUCUGUGGUUUUAUAUUAUGAAGUUACAGAAAUAUCGAAUUUCAGCAAAAAACACUGUUUCAAAAAUUCUAGAAAAAUUUGGAUAAUUUUUUCGAUCGUUUUGAGGUUCAUUCUGUGAAAUUUUAAUUAACAGAUUUCUGAAAAAAAUCACUGUUUCAAGAGAUUUUCAAAAUUUUGUUUUACAAAUGAGGACUAGUUUUUUUAACAAACUUUUCACAUCAGAUUUGUUUUGAACGAAAGUUCAAUAGGAAUCUGAUAGUUUCAUAGAGCACAUUUUUUGAAGAAUUCUCUAUUCUCAUUUGAAAAAUGCGAUAGUUCAUCAGAGCGCACUUGCAUUUCCCGUUCAAAUUUUGAAAAAAGAUCACACCUCGGCCAAGCCGUGGCUGGCCAGAGUACAAUUUUUUGAAAAAUCUGAAUUUCAGUUUUUAGAGGUCAAAAAUUGAAAAAUCACAAUUUUUAGAGGACAAAAACUGAAAAAUUCACAAGUUUUGUACUGUAAAAAGUAAGCGUACAAUUUUUUAUUGUGGAAACCACGAUUCUGGCCGAGGUGUGAAAAAGAUGUAAUGUUUUUGGUAUUGGUUUGAAAUAUGCUUUCUGAGAUUUUAUGAAAUUUUUGAAACAGUAGUAUUUUUCAAAAAAAAUUAAAAAAUUCAAAUGUUCUGUUAAUUUUGUAAAUUUAAAAGAAAAACGCCAACACACAGGUGCCUGACCAAAAUUUGGUGCAUUUUUGACCAAAAAGUUUUUUUUGGCAAAAACUAUUUAGUAAAAAUUUGGCCAUUUUUUUAAACAAUUUCUGAUCAAUUUUUUGACUAAAUCUGAUUAUAAUUACAGGAUCAAAAAACAAUUUUUUUUUCUAAAAUUUUCAAAAAUUCCUGAAACAGUAGUUUUUUUUUCAAAAAAAAAUUGAAAAAAAUUCAGAUUUUCUGUAUCUUGUAAUUUUUGUUUACAAACUCGAAAUUAUCUAAAUUGUUUUUUUUUCUUUUUUUCUCAGUUUUCAAAAAUUUUUCAAACAGUGAAUUUUCUUUAAUUCAAAAAUUUCAGAUUUACAAACUUAAAUGUCGUGAAAAAGCCCGAAAAAUUCAAUUUGUUUGCUUUUUUGAAUUCUGUAAUUUUAUAUUAUAAAGUUACAGAAAAUUUGAAUUUUACCAAAAAAAAACACUGUUUCAAAAAUUUUAGAAAACUUUGGAAAAUUUUUUUGAUGGUUUCGGUUUCAUUCUUUGUUCGAAAAAUUAUAGUUUGAAAAUAGAAUCCAAUGUUUCAAGAAGCUAUAGCAUUCCUCAUUUUGAAAGCCAAAUUUUUAACAUUUUUUGAAACAGUGGAUUUUUUCUAGUAAAAUUAUUAUUCGAAAAAUUUCGCAACUGAAUUUAUUGGAAAUUCUCUGAGAAUUUAUGACAUUUUUGAAACAGUGAAAAGAUGUUUGCCAUGUUUUUGGAAAAAAUGAAAUUUUUCAUUUAUAAAAAUUACUGUUUCAAAAAUUUUAGAAAAAAAUGUAUUUCUUCAUUACUUCGUUGUUGGGUUUUAAAUCUUUCGAAUGGAAAAUGCAAAUGCGCUCUAUUGAAAUAUAGGAUUCAUUUUUUUUGAAACUAAAAAAAUCAGAAAAAUGCAAGUGUGCUCCAAUGAACUAUAGAUUUUUUGAAGAAAAAUUCAAAAUCCCACCAGUUUGUUUUUCAAAAUUCAAUUUUCAGGUGAACAAAGGCAAUGAUAAAAUGAGUACACGUUCAAUGAUCGAAGAUGUUUGCAAAGAAGCUCGAAUAAUGCGACAAUAUCAACAUGCAAAUGUCGUCAGUUUCUAUGGUGUUUGUGUGGAAAAAGAGCCAAUUAUGUUGGUGAUGGAAUUGGCGAAUCAAGGUGCACUUGACUCAUUUUUGAAGAAUUCGUCAUCGAAAGAUGAAAUCACAUUAAGAGAUAAAUUGAAAUAUUCAUUUGAUGCUAGUAAAGGAUUGGAAUAUUUGCAUCAAAAUGGAUGUAUUCAUCGAGAUGUGGCUGCUAGGAAUUUUUUGGUGCAUAAAGGAGUGGUUAAGAUUACGGAUUUUGGAUUGUCGAAACAAUUGUCGGAUCAUGCGCAUAAAUAUAAGCUGAAGGUGGGGGAUUUUUUUGGGGAAAAAUUAUAACAUGAGCAAUCUUUAGUUUUCAAGAAGAAUAGGAUUUUCAAAGCUUCUCAAUUUUUGAUGAAAAUAUGAAAUUUUAAAAUUCAGGCACUAUUUUUAGUCCCAAAAAAUUACAGUACCUCGGAUUACUGUACCUGAAAUUUUCAAAAUAUCAUUUUGGCAAUGAAUUAAAAUUUUUUGAUUUUCGGAAUUUUUAAUUAUUUUUUGAAACAGUGGAAAAUCCCUAAAAUUUUUCCAUCUCAUAAUUUCAUUAGAAAAGUUGUUUGGAAUUCAAAUUUGACAUAAAUUUCUCAGCAAUCCCUGAAAUGGAAAUUUAAAAAAAAAUUUUCCAACAGCAAAGAUAUCGAUUAUCGAAGAUUUUAUUAUUAUAGGAAUUUCUAGAAAAUUUGAAACAGUGAAUUUUAUUUGGCUUAAAUAAUUGUUAAUAAAAAAUCUUCGAUUUCCUGGAAAUUUCUGGAUUUUUUGAAACAGUCAAAUUUUGAAAAAAAAUAAUUUUGUAAAAAAUUUCAAAUUUUGCAAUUAUUUCUGCUGUUUUGUAUAAAUUUUUGCAUUUUUAUUCUCUGGAUUUUUUGAAACUGCAGAAUUUUUUCCUAAUUAGGUGACGAUAGAAUUAAAAAUUGUUGUUUGUCUUGAAAUUUCUGGAUUUUUUGAAACAGUGAUUUUUUUCUGUUUAAAAAUUAGCUAAAAUUCAGUUUUUUCAUUAAUUUUGGAAUUUAUCUUCAAAAGCGGGACCAGAAGAAUUAGAAAAAAAUUCUCAAAAUUUUUUUUUGAUGGAUUUCUGAAACAGUGAAUUUUGAUUUUUCCCAAGAUCUAGACUGAAAUUUCCAGAUUCUAAAAAUCUUUUUAAAAAUUUUUAUGAUAUGAGCAAUCGUCUAAAAUUUUAUGAGUGAAUCUGCGAAGACUAUGUAUAUCAUUAACAAUUAUAUUUUUCAAAAAAAAAAUUAUCAGGUUUUUGAAACAGUGAAAUUUUUGAGAGAGAUCUGAAUUUCCCAAAAAAAAUCCCUGAAUUCAUUAUUUCUCAGAAUUUCCACUAAUGUUUUCCGAUCCUAUGAUUUCAUUGAAAAUUCACAAGCAAAAUUAUACUUUUACAGAUUUUUUGAUGAAUUUUUGAAACAGUGAAAUUUUUUGCAGGAUCUCCACCAAAAACUACCAAUUCGCUGGCUUGCCCCAGAAGUUAUCGUAACUGCCACAUAUUCCUUCAAAUCCGAUGUUUUCUCAUUUGGUAUUCUUCUCUGGGAAAUCUUUAUGGAUGGUGCAAUUCCAUAUCCUGGAAUGACAUUGGCUGAAGUGAGCAAAGAAGUUCGAAAAGGAUAUCGAAUGUCGCCACCCGAUAAAAUGCCAAUGAUUUGUCGAAAUAUAAUGACGGCACAAUGUUGGCCACAAAAUCCGGCAGAUCGAGAUAAUAUGAUGGAAAUUCGACAAGCUAUUGAAGGAGUUUUGGAAGGAAGACAGAAUCAGAUGGCUAGAUCUGCUUAUGUUAGAUAUAAUUAG